This is a messenger RNA of Musca vetustissima, 3252 nucleotides long. RefSeq lists its product as uncharacterized. Gene Ontology annotation, molecular function: potassium ion leak channel activity. Gene Ontology annotation, cellular component: membrane. The annotation marks the transcript as partial. The transcript is spliced from 6 exons. NCBI's taxonomy places the organism in Eukaryota, Metazoa, Arthropoda, Insecta, Diptera, Muscidae. The record is from RefSeq and is a predicted model, not a curated record. Gene Ontology annotation, biological process: stabilization of membrane potential; potassium ion transmembrane transport.
CUAUUUUCAGAAAAAUUGAAUGUCCUCUAUGAACGCAACUGGACAAUGUUGGUACACGAACAAUUGAGACGUUUCGAGGGUACAAUAGUGGCUGCCACACGCAAUGGUGGCAAUGCCGGUACCAUAGCAGGUGCAGCUGGAGCAUCCUCGUCCUCCGCAUCCUCCUCUUCGUCACUGGGCGGUGGCAGUGGCGGUCUAGCCACAGAUAUAUCAACAACAACAUCUGUGGGUCGUUUCGGUGGCAAUUAUCCGAUGGAAAACAAUGAUUUUACCGCAACGAAAUGGUCGUUCAGUGAAGCAUUGCUGUAUUCCGUAACUGUGAUAACAACUAUUGGUCAUGGCAGUCUAACACCGCGUACCACUGGCGGUAAAAUUGCCACGAUCUUUUAUGCUUUAAUUGGAGUACCACUAAUGCUGAUGUGUCUCUCCAGUCUGGGUGCCAUCCUGGCCGAGGCACUACAGUGUACCUAUGCACGGCUGUGUUGCCGUGGGCCACAAUAUGUUCACGAUAAUGGUGGCCAUAGAAGACAUCGUGAUGGUGGAGGUGCAGGUGGUGCGGAUGGUGAAGACAGUGAUGUCGACGCCGAUGUUGAUGACCACAUCGCCAAUGAUGGAUGUGGACAAAAAUCACAAAAACACAAACAGGGCCAUUUGUCGGAGAAGGAUGCCAGCUAUGGCCUAAGGGAUCAUCAUCAUCAGCAUCAAUGUGAAUUUGAAAAUCAGCAUAAACAUGGGAUAAAUUGUAAAAAUUGUAAAUAUGAUGCCAUAAUUGGCGUUAGUAGUGCCACGAAUCCGACUAAUGUAUAUGACAGCUACAAAUGUCAGGGGAUUGUGUCAGAGGAUGGAUUGAAGGUGUCAUCAUCGGCAACGGCCUCACCAACCAUGGCAAGCAAAAGUGGUUACAAGGAGGGAAAACUCAAUCAACAAGCACAGCAACAACAGCAUCAACAGCCGCCGCAUCCGUCAUAUGGCAAUUGUAUGCAAUUGAAAAUGUCACCAGCCAUGGCAGGCACAAUAACAAGCCAGCAACAACAACAGCUGCAGCCACAACAACAACCAACCUACUAUCAGCAACGACCAGACGUCAUGCUUAUGGCACCAACAACGGGACACAAAUUGUCUUCGCCUGGGUCAAGUAAUUGUCGUCUGCUUAUACCGAACACUUCGACGUCGGCAGGUGUUGUAGGUCCAACACCACGUUAUUAUGCACCGCCGCCCAUGGCCACAUAUCACAUUGUCUCCUCAAGCUCGGCGAACUCCUCACCGACCCACCAACAGUCAAUAAGACAUUACAUUAUACCACCAACGGCAGUUGGGGGGCCAACAUCGGCCACAGCCACCCAGCAUUUUAUGGCCGUACCCUCGAAUAUGUUACGUUUCCAAACAUCUGCGGUUUAUUGUGCCGGAGCAAAUGGUGGCGGUACCUCAAAUCUUAGCAUAAAUCCAUUGGCAAGUGGUUCAACCACAACAGUCUACUUUCCAAUUGUAACACCAGUUGGUGGCGGUGGUGCCCAAAAUCCAUUAGCGUUAUCUGCUACAGGAGCACAAGCAACACCAGGCACGGUCACCACCAACGCCACCACCACUAAUAACACAUUUUUGGGUACAAUAACGGGUGGUGGGCCACUGCCCACCAUGCUGAAAUAUCACACCAUACAAAUGCCACAUCGAAGAAAACAAUGUCUAACCCUGGCCAAUGGCCCAAAUUCGGGAGGAGAUUCGGCAGCCUCACAAGAAUCGAAUGAAAUGUUACCACCACCACCGCCAGCUUAUCAAACGGCCACCGUGCAUGGUAUCAGACGUGCAAAAUUCUUAACAAAACCUCCAUUACCACCCGAGAUCAAUACAUUGCUGCAUGAAAAUGAUAUAUCCUGCAGGCAUGAUUUAUCACAGAAUUCUUCUGCGGCGUCGGUGUCGUAUCCAAGUGGUGGAGGAGGAGGUGAACAGUCACAGCAAUCUGUAAUGGCAACAACACUACCACCAUCAUCAUCAUCAUCUGUUACAACUUCGGGAGUAUCAACCAUCCAAUCCCAGUCAGUCACCUUGUCAACGGAGCAGCAGUACUCCAACACCCAUCAGCAACACCAUCAAAACAUUAACAAUUUGUACAGCAAUACACCGGCCAUUUGUUCGGCAACAGUGGCAACAUCAUCAACAUUAACCAACAGCAGCAACAACAACCCAGGAACGUUGUUUGAAUCAACAUCGGCAUCGGCAUCACCAUUAACACACAUGUCAUCCCAUCCACAUUUCAGUCAAACGGGAACGGCGACAACGACGACGACGAUGAUGACGACAGGCGAUAUUGGUAACACCCCAGCUCAGGGUUCAGCAACGGCUGGUGGAGGACCAUCAACUAUGGCAACGGUUGUCGACAUCAUGGAAGAUGAAGAAGAGUUGGAACAACAACGCCUAGGUAACUGCCCACAUGGAACCCCCUCACGAGUACCCCUGCUAACCUGCAACACCUCGACCAGCACCCAUGAAGAUAAAUCCUCGGCACGUAGUUUUUUUCAAGCCACCGCCGCCAGCUUUCAAAGGCAUACCAGCAGCUUCCAAAGGACCAGCAGCCAGCAACAACAACAGCCUGCCGUUGCUACAACGCUGCAGCGCAAAUCAAUGAUAAUCAACCACAAAGGCGAAUGUAAUCUCCACAUAACGCCCAAGCGAAGAAAUUCGGCAAUUUGUUAUCGUGACCAUCACGAUACCUCCGAGGAUGACGAUGAAUUUAUGGAGGGCCAACAAAAUGUGUAUAAACUAAAAGAUUUACAACAACACCAGCAACAACAACAGACUGAUAAACUUUUACCCUCUUCCACGAACGCGAACGACUUGGAAUUGGAUAACAAUUCUUUGGUUUCAUAUGACGGCGAUUCCGUAUGCAGUUCACAACAGCUACCUCAGGUCCCUCUCCUGUUGGUCCUCAUCAUUUUGGUCUUCUACGUAUGCCUGGGCACCGUUAUCUUUGCCCUGUGGGAAAAUUGGUCACUGAUCGAUGGUGCAUAUUUUUGUUUUGUCACCCUGACAACAAUCGGCUACGGUGACUUUAUGCCAAUGCGUACCUUUCAAGGACCUGAAAUUCAGCUAUUUGCUUGCUGUGCCUAUUUAUUAUUGGGCCUCGUUCUCGUUGCCAUGUCAUUUAGUAUUUUGGAAACGCAACUGAUAUGGAAAUGUAAACGAUUGGCGGUGCGACUGAAAUUGACUCGGGAAUGAUGCUGCGGUCAGCAUAUUCAAUUUGUAUAGAGAUUGUUG